UUGAGGUCAAUGCAGAUCUUUGUUAAGACCCUCACUGGCAGGACCAUCACUCUUAAUGUAGAGAGUUCAGAUACUAUCUACAAUGUCAAGGCUAAGAUUCAGUACAAGGAGGGAAUUCCACCAGAUCAGCAGGGCCUCAUAUUUGCUGGCAAGCAGCUGGAGGAUGGCUGCACCUUGAUUGACUAUGACAUCCAAAAGGAGUCUACCAUUCAUCUAGUCCUCCGCCUCCGUGGAGGGAUGGAGAUUUCUGUGGAGACCCUUAGUGGCAUGAUGAUGACCCUACAGGUCUAUCCAACAGAUACCAUCAAUGUUGUCGAGGCAAAGAUUCGGGAUCAACAUUGCCUUAUCUUUGACGGGAAGCAACUGGUAGACAGUUGUACCUUGACUGAUUAUGGCAUCCAGGAUGGUUCCAAUCUUAAGCUUCGUCUCCGGCUCCAAGAAAGGAUGGAAAUCUUCAUCAGGGCAUUGGAAAAUCCUUUCUAUGUUAAGGGGUCGAAUACCAUCGACGAGGUCAAGGCGAAGAUCAAAGAUGAGCAUGGCAUUCAUCCAGCCCAGCAGCGCCUCAUGUUUAACAAGAAGGAGCUGGAAGGCAGCCGUACAUUGGACUAUUAUGACAUUACAAAUGGAUCCCAUCUUGACCUUGUCCUCUCUCUCCAAUCUACGCUGAUGCGCAUCUUUGUUAAGACCAUCACUGGCAAGACUAUCACUCUUGAUGUUGACAGUUUAGAUACUGUCAACAAUGUCAAGGCUAAGAUUCAUGACAAGGAGCAAAUCCUUCCAGACCAUCAGCGCCUCACUUUUGCCGGCAGGAUUCUGGACAAUGGUCGCACCUUGGCUGACUACAAAAUCCAAAAGAAGUCUAUUCUUAAUCUUCUCCAACGUUCGAGUGGAGAUAUGGAGAUUUCUGUGGAGACCCUCAGUGGCAGCAGUAUCACCCUCCAGGUUAAUCCAUCAGAUACCAUCCAUGCUGUCAAGGCAAAGAUUCCGGAUCAACGUCGUCUUAUCUUUGAGGGGAAGCAAGUACUGGAGUUUAGCCGUACUCUGGCUGAUUAUGGCAUCCAGGAUGGAUCCACUAUUAACCUUCAUCGCCACCUACAAGAAAUGAUUCAAAUAUCCAUCCAGGCGCUGGACAGUUCUUUCUACGUUAAUAGAUCAGAUACUAUCGACAGUGUCAUGGCGAGGAUUAAAGAUGAGUAUAGCAUUGACCCGGCCCAGCAGCGCCUCAGCUUUAACAAGAAGAUGUUGAAGGGUGAACAUACUUUGGCCCAUUAUGACAUCUGGAACAAAUCCAAUCUCGACCUUGUCCUCUGUCUCCGAUCUGGACUGAUGCGCAUCUACCUCAUGAGUCCGAUAGGGAAGCACGGAACGCUCAAGGUUGAGAGCUUAGAUACCAUAAAAAGUGUCAAGGAGAAGAUUCACCAGGUGGAGGGUAUUCACCUGAAUAACGUGAUCCUGUCAUUUGCUGGCAAGCCGCUGGAAAAUGACUUCACACUGGCGGACUACAGCAUCAAGGAUAACUGCACUCUUCAUUAUAGAGCGCGACUUCCGCCAUGUGUUAAUUGUCCUAAUUACCGUCACUAG
Lolium perenne is the source of this 1581-nucleotide messenger RNA. Lineage: Eukaryota; Viridiplantae; Streptophyta; Magnoliopsida; Poales; Poaceae. The record is from RefSeq and is a predicted model, not a curated record.